Molecule: messenger RNA, 2331 nt
Organism: Cladocopium goreaui
Lineage: Eukaryota; Dinophyceae; Suessiales; Symbiodiniaceae
Source: the annotation of a GenBank genome assembly
AUGGCCAAAAAGGCUGCCAAGGAAGCGCAGGUUCCAUCCAAGCGCGUCAAUGGUAAGUCACCUCCAGAGGCGACCAGCAAGAAGGGCAAGUCUAAGACUAGUGAGAAGAAGGAGAAAAAGGAGAAGGUGAAGAAUACCAAGGUUGAAACAGCUUCUACCCAUAAAGUGAAGAAGGACAAAGUCAAGACCAAACCCGUUGUGGAGAAAGCUAGCAACCCAAAGACUGGUGGCACCAGCAGCAAGACCAAACAGCCAGAAGCGAAUGUGAAGGGUACCAGUACCAAGAGACCUCCAGCCCUUAGAAAGCCUGAUGCCAAAGACGUCAAGGUGACAAAACGCGACCUGACCGAAGAGUUGGAGAAGGCAUGCACUGGAGACAAGAAGAAACCAGCCGCAGUUUUGAAGACCAAACUUGAAGAGUUGAAAAGACUGGAGGAGGAAGCUAGCUCUUCAAGUGAGGGUGGUUCUGACAGCACAGGUUCCAUGACCGAACACCUUGCAGCACUCCUGAACAAGCCCAAGGCUGCCAAACCUGUGACCAACCAGGAGGAAUCCAGUGAUGCAGAUUCGGAUGAUGAAGGGGGUGACCAUGACGCCUCUGACAAUGGGUCUGAUGACGGGUCCAAUGAUGAGGACAGCGACGAGCCUAGUGGUGAUGAUGACGGCGAAGAUGAAUCAUCUGAGGAAGAUGGGCAGCCUUCCCAACCGGUGACCCCUAUGGCAACCCAGGGCAAUGACAAGGACAAGGACAACAAGGACACGCAGGACAAGGACAACAAGGACACGCAGAGUCUUGCAAUCGUUGCUCAGAAUACCGAAAAGUCAACGGCCCUGGUUCGAAACAGUACGACCAACAAGAAAGAAUGGGACUGCUUCAUCAGGGCCACCCAGAACCGAAAGGCAUUCCCUGCUGAUCUGGCCCCUUACCUGGUCAAAUCAAAAACUGAUUUGUUCGGGGCUUGGUUGGAUGCCAACCGCUCUUGGGACAAGUGCCGGAUGAUCAUGGAGCGCACCCGAAAGUCUUCAAAUGAAAGUCUUAGUGGAUGGAUAGCAGUCAAGGGAUCCCAGCUCGUGAAGGACUACGGGGAAGAAAAGGCCAGGGUCCUCAUGGACCGAAGAACCAAAGAUGGGUUGUACUAUGACAGCGAGGACUUCCCUGAUGACCACUUGGAACGUAUGUACUACAUGCGCAAAGCGCGGGAGGUGACCAAGAAAGAGUUGACUGAGGACCAAACGAGGCUCAGUGGAGAGAUUGAACUUGACGACAACAUGGUUAAAUGCUUGGUGGGAGAGGAUGGUGCCUUUCAAGCAGGGCAGCUACCGAACAUGCAAGUCAGCAACCCAGCUGGGCAGAAAGCUUUGCUGGAAGGUUUGACCGGAGAAGGUGUCCAACAAGCCCCAAAGAAAAGGAGGCAACAGCCCAACACUGAGGAGAAAUCUGAGGAAGUCCAGCCCAAGACCAUGAUCCAGAAAGCCACUGAUCUUAUGGGGGCUGUUCUCACAGAGAGCACCACAGCCCGCAAAAAGAGUAUGUCUUUGGGGUCAGUGAACUACGCAGGAGAGCUAUGUGCCCAGCUUUUGAGCCAUGCCGAAACCAUGGAGAAGCACUACAAGACCCUUCAAACGGCAGUCAGUGCAAACCUGGAUGAUGAUGACUUCUACCAGAGAUGCUUCAAAAAGGUUGAGAAGGAUCGCGCGUGGUUUGUCACAGCAGAGGCAGCAGCAGACUCUAUUCUCAGCGGACUGAAGCGUGCCAACAGGAAGAGGAACGAUGAGGGCAACAAGCGCCCCAGGCCACUGAAACGACGAAAGAUCAAUGAGAUGGUAUGGAGCUAUAGUGUGGAGCAACUGCUGGAUAUGGUUGGCCGUGGUCGUAUCGAUAUCGCUUGUGCUACUGACAUAGCUAGAGCUGUGCUCCAGGUGAAUGGCAUCAGGGAAGCUACGGUAACCUGCAGUUGCUUGUUGCCGCAUGAGGUGAUCCACGCACUUGCCACAUGUGAUGCCAAGAUGGUGAAGCUUGGAGUCAGCAAAAUUGUGGCAGAACUCUGCGCGUGGAGUCUGAAACAUUCAGCUUCUGGUGUGGCCCCAAAGGUUGGGUUUUAUGGGGAACAGUUCCCAACAAAAACCUGGCGGAGUGAGAUUUCAGGAAAACCCCUUGCAUUAGGCUAUCGGACACUUGCAUUCUUUCAAGAGUUUUUCAAUCUUUUGCUAUGGGGGCUUGUUUCAUUUGUGUUUUAUGCCAUGCAUGUGGUUCGCAACAGCACCACUGAGGGCAACCUACUUUUGUUGGAAAUCCGAUCUGAAGGCCCGCAUGGAGGUCCACAAUUUUGA